Messenger RNA from Oryzias latipes (Japanese medaka), 941 nucleotides. Its product is annotated as cartilage intermediate layer protein 1. Lineage: Eukaryota; Metazoa; Chordata; Actinopteri; Beloniformes; Adrianichthyidae. The record is from RefSeq and is a predicted model, not a curated record.
GCAUCUUCUGCUUGGAGAUCCUGUGGGUUAAAAAGGAAACUUUUGUUUCUGCAACCAUGAUCAAACUGUGGACCAUUGCUCUGGUGGUGACCUUUGUCUCACCAUCCUUUGGAAAUCACCAUCAAUUAAAUCCAGUUCACCCGAGCAGUGAGCCCUCUAAAGCUUUCAGAGAAACAAGGUCCAUUUUUUCCUCUGAAUACUACUGUUGGACCCAGUGGUUUGACCGAGACGAUCCUUCUGGAACUGGAGACUGGGAGACUCUUUCAGACCUUCUGAAGCAGUACCCCAAUGAAAUCUGCCCAAAUCCAGUAGACGUUGAAGCCACAACUCUGUCUGGGACUCCUGCAAAACAGACAGGAGAAGUCUUCUAUAAGUAUGACAAAACAUCAGGAUUUGUCUGCAGAAAUGAAGACCAAAAACAAGGGAUGUGCUCUGAUUAUAGAGUUCGGUUCAGCUGCCCCUCUGCUUACUGUUCUGAAAAAGUGUGCUGGACCGAGUGGUUCGAUAGAGACAAUCCCUCUGGAACUGGAGACUGGGAGCUCUUGAGCAACCUGACGACAGAAAACCCAGGGAAGAUCUGUGAAACUCCUCAGUACAUCCAGGCUAAAGCCAAAUCCCUGUUAGCCUCCUUCAUAGGGGAUAACAUCUACAUCUAUAACCCAACCCAGGGCUUUGUUUGCCGCAACGAAGACCAAACGUUCAAGAAGUGCUGGGACUACGAGGUCCGGUUUGGAUGCUGCUAGUGAGCCUUGACUCCAGGCUGAUGAGGAGAGCAUGAAGGAUCCUCUCUGUUCUCUCUGUCCAUCCUUGAAGCCGAUAUCUCUUUUAGGGAUUUUUUUUCCUAUUAUUGAUUCGGUGUGGGUAAAAAGGGUAAAUUUCUUCUGUUUUUUUCCCUCUGUGUGUUAUAAAUCAGAAAAAUAAACGUGAUUGAAGAGCAUAAA